AUGACAGGAAUAUCACCAGUAAUUAGCGGGAAGUGGAUUGGCGGAGAUCCGGUCCGCGACAGUGAAAGCGGAUAUAUCCUCUUAUGGUUGGCUGAAAAGUGCAGAAAUCCGUGUCCCGGUUGCAACACAGGAAGAGGAGACCGCGGGCACGAGCGGUCUUCGGACCGCGGGACUGUGGCAGACAGGUGGUCUAAGCCCAGGGAGUACGGACGAGAGGACAAGUGGGCUUCAGCCAGUCAAGGAUUCCUGAUCUUACUACUGGUCAUCACGUGGGUAGAGGGUCAAGGGAGAGGGCGAGAGGAAUCCAACCCUUCGAGGUCAAGGGCAAGGACGAGGACACGAGCGAAAGAAAGACCUCGUCCCCGACCGGUUCGGCAACAUGACCUGUUCGAUGGACUGGAUUUCAACGAAGGCGUAGACGCGAAUUUUGACGGCGAGGAGAAACCUCGGUCACGUGAAGAAUCCCAUCGCUCGCGAUUCCCCGAACCGAAUGAUGAGGAGUACGACGACGACGACUCCGAAACCUUCUUCAAUCCUCCUCGGCGAGAAAGUGGGUUUCGCAGUCCCCCGCGACUGGAGGGAGGAUUCAAGCCCCUCCGCCACUACAACCUACAUCGGCCGGGGCCAGAGGAGCAAGAAGUUCACCGAGGCCCCCUGGCGCGACCCAGGCCUCAGCGACCACAGCCUCCAGCAACUCGUCCCCAAUCUCGGCCGCGUCCCCGUCCUCCCCCUCCCCCUCCACCUUCCCGGCCUCUCACACCUGCUCCUGAAGCCUCGACUUACCGGCGCCGUCAGCCUCCGGUGCCGGGAUUCCGGCGGCGACCUACAGGACACGAAACAGUCCCUGGGGUCUCUCCGCACGAACAGAAGAGACUCGAGGCGUUGGUCGAACAGCAGGCCGAGAAGCUCGCCGAACUCCAGGUGAUCGAGAAGAUCAAGAAGGAGGAAGAGAAGUACAACAACGUGAAGAGCGAUCAUUACGUCUACGUGCCGGGGAAGACGUCGUACGAGUUUGUCCCUGCCGGCGAAUACGAGGGGAGCCGGAGGAAUCAGAAACGAGACGCGGACGCGGCCGUCUCCGCUUCGACGUCCGACGACGUCCCCUCUGCUCGUCAAUUCGACAAGGGAUAUCGUCCCUAUUCCUCGCCUGAAGACACUCGCACGACCUUCCAGAUCCACGGACAAGACGGCCCUCACUCCUAUCGAUUCGGAUACGACACCGGCAAAGGGUACGGAAGACAGUUCCGGUACGAGGAGAGGGACAACUACGGUUACGUUCGAGGUCGCUACGGUUACUACGACACUCUCGGCAAGCUCCAAGUCGUCAAUUAUUCUGCCGAUCCCCACAAAGGUUUCGCAGCCGAGGGGGACUUCGGCAAAUAUCCCCGAGAAAAACCUCAUUGAUUCCUCGAGUAACUGAUUUAUGACUGAGUUAUACGAGUGCGAUGUGAUGAUGGAUGUAGACACCCGGAUGUCUUUCACUAUCAUCCCCUUGUCGUAAUUUUCUAUGAGCAAGGGUUCUCUUUGAGUGUGGAGCGAAUGGCAGUGCAGUGUAUACGUUCAUACAUGAUGGAAAAGAAAAGAAAGGAAAC
Darwinula stevensoni is the source of this 1592-nucleotide messenger RNA. The record is from the annotation of a GenBank genome assembly. NCBI's taxonomy places the organism in Eukaryota, Metazoa, Arthropoda, Ostracoda, Podocopida, Darwinulidae.